Schizophyllum commune H4-8 is the source of this 1051-nucleotide messenger RNA. RefSeq lists its product as uncharacterized. Gene Ontology annotation, molecular function: small ribosomal subunit rRNA binding. Gene Ontology annotation, cellular component: nucleolus; small-subunit processome. The record is from RefSeq and is a predicted model, not a curated record. Bases 105 to 959 code for a protein of 284 amino acids. The transcript is spliced from 4 exons. NCBI's taxonomy places the organism in Eukaryota, Fungi, Basidiomycota, Agaricomycetes, Agaricales, Schizophyllaceae.
CCCUCCUCCCCCUUCCCCUCCGGCAUCCUUGUGUGCGCCCUCUUUCCAUCUAUCCCAAUACUCGACACACACAUCAUCAUCCUCGCCCCUCAUAAUCAGCCAGAAUGCGUCAAAAGCGCGCCAAGAGCUACCGCAAGCUCAUGAGCCUGUACCACAUCAACUUCGGCUUCAGGCAGCCGUACCAGAUCCUCGUCGACGCCGACAUGUGCAAGGCAGCGAUCGACAACAAGAUGGACCUGCACAAGCAGUUGGAAAUGGUGCUGCAGGGUGAUGUCAAGCCGAUGAUCACGCAGUGUUGUAUACACUCGCUGUACUUGGAGGGAAAGGCCGUGCAGCCGGCGGUGGACCUGGCAAAGACGUUUGAGCGGAGGAAGUGCAAUCAUCGUGAGGCAAUUGCGGCGGAUGAAUGCCUUGCAGCGGUCAUCGGACCCACAAAUAAGCACCGAUAUGCAGUCGCCACUCAGUCCCAGCCCCUGCGAGUGAAGCUGCGCGCCAUCCCCGCCGUACCCCUUGUCCACAUCAACCGCGCUGUCAUGAUCCUUGAGCCACCAAGCGAUGCUACCUUACGACAGAAAGAACUCCUCGUUGCCACUUCGCUUAAGCCUUUUGCGCAAGACGCAUCGUUGGCGAGCAAGCCGUCCACCUCGAAAGAAGAGCCGCCGAAGAAGAAACAGAAGGGACCGAAGGGCCCGAAUCCACUCAGCGUUAAGAAGAAACAGAAGGGUACGGACGCAGCGUCAAAAGGGAAGAAGCCUGAGGAGAGUGCAAAGGCGGGCGAAAAGCGCAAACGCAGCCAAGAGGACGACGGCCAUACGGAGGGUGGGCAUGCGAAGGUCGACAUUAUCACAGGCGGCGACGGAGAGGCAGGUCAGUCAUCAGGUCGCAAGCGCAAGAGAAAGCGGAAGACAGGCGGUGCGCAGGCCGGCGGAGGCGAGGGAGAAGCAGUGGAGGCAGCGUGAAUGUAUGUGCCGUUAGCUUUGUGAUGAGUAUGUUGUUGAUUGUCGUGUGUAAAGAAAUGUAUGCGCGCGCUAUGUCUGGCUGGCCAAUCUUC